UUAAAGAAUCAACAGACAUGGCCGUGAGCGGGAGGCAGCAGCUACAAGAGAGGCAGAGGUGACAUGUCACCUGGGGAGGACUUUGAAACCCCGAACCUUUCUCCUUGACUAUGGAUGGCUACAACAGGCAGGAGCAAAUUGGCAGCAGUGAAGAUGAGGAUCAGAACUUUGUAAGGUAUAUGGAUGAGGAUGGAGUCAUUGGAUUAAAGGAAGGCGGAAUGGAACUAUAUAACCAAGGAUUUAUAGAAGAGGAUGAAACUGAACAACAAAAAAUACUAGGUUUGGAAAUAGGAGACAUGUUGGAGCAAGAUGAAGAAGGAAUUUUGUUCCCAGCAUCCCCUACAGAUGGUGACAGAUCAGAUAGUCAAAGCUGGAAAGAGCAAUUUAGUUUUUCCCAAAUGCCAGAAGAAAGAAGGAACCAAGAAAUAAUUAGCAUUCAUGAUACCGAUGAUCUCACUUUUUUGGACCAACCUAGCAGGUCAAUUACUUUGCCUUCUGCACUUGAACGAAGACCUCCAAGCAGGGACCAACAGCUGGAUAUGACUGAAGAUGAGGUGGAUCAAGGGAGUUCCCUGGGAGCAUGGGAUGGGAAUGAAGAAGAAAACUGGAACACACAACAAUUGGGAUUGCUCUAUAAUGGAACUGAACAUGAAAGGCUUGACGACUAUGGACAAACUUUAGCAGGGGAAGAUCAGUGGAACAACUUACCUGGAUCCCCUCAAGAAGAUUACUCUAACAUUUCAAAGAAUCAGGGAGGUGAAGCUAUUAAAGAGUCCCACUCACCAUCAUCUCCUCCACUUCCUAGCACUUGGGACACUAGACUAUUUGGCAUGUUGAGUCUAUCACCUGGUAUAGAAGCUGAGACUCUUCCAGAACCCUCACAUACAGAUAGUGGCGAAGGAUCAGCCGUCAUUCCUUUUGGAGAUCAUGGAAAGGUUUCCAGAGUUACAAAGUUGUCCAAUCAGACUACAUAUUUAAGAACUAAGUCUACCUUAUCACCUUCCUCUUCGACCAAAAGGCAGAACGCACAGCAUUCUAAUGAAAAGAAAAGCAAAAAUUCAACCAUUGAACAAUAUGGCAGAGGUCAGCUCAACUACCCUUUGCCUGAUUUUUCUAAAGUUGGUCCCCGGGUCCGAUUUCCCCGUGAUGACCAGGGUUAUCGUCCUCCUCAGCCACAAAGGCUAGAAAAGCAAAGUGCCCCUACUCUCUUUAAAUCACCAGCAGAUAUAGUAAGAGAGGUCCUGCUGAGCAGUGUUGAAAAGCCUGCCCAGGAACCAACCAUUCCACCCUCAGUACCACAAGAGUUCAAAACCCCACAGCAAGCCACCCAACUUGUUCAUCAGCUACAGGAGGAUUAUCACAAGCUGCUCACUAAGUAUGCAGAGGCUGAAAAUACGAUUGACCGUCUGCGCCUUGGAGCUAAAGUACAGCUCUACUCUGACCCUGCAAAACCAAGCCACAGUGUUCAAAUGGGAACAGUCAUGCAAGGGUCAAAAGUCAUGGAGUUCACCAUACAUCAUGCACAGGUGGCAAACUUCAGUGCAGUAAAUGAAGACAAUGAUAUAACCAAAAGGGACACAGGUUCCUCUGCUCCACGGAAUCAUUCAGCAACUCCCUCAGAUGCCACUUUACCAGGUACCUCAGGUUCUUCCAUUCUUCAGGGACCUGAAGACAGUGCUUCCAUUCUAAGAUCACACCUGGAGACCCUUUAUAGAGAGGUCGACCUUUUCGUGGGGCUGUUGCAAGGGGGAAAUUUGACUCCUGAAGAACAACAACAGGCUGUGCAAGAGCUCCGUGGCUCUCUAGAUGUGCUAGAACGCAGGUACUUACAGGCUCAGGAGCAGUAUCGUCAAGAACAACGACGCACUGGGUACCCAUCUCUGGAGCUGGAUCCACAAAGAGAACUUGAAGAUGCCAUAUUCCAAUUGGGAGUCCAACUGGAUGAGUUACAAGAAAGAGUAGACCAUUCCGCCCAGUCCAACCCUAGCACAGACCUCACACGUAGUACUCGCCAUUUGGAUAAUGUCCCAUUGCCAUCAGCUGUAGUGCCUGUUCCAACUACUCAGACACCGUACCCACAGGCGACAUCCCCAGGCCCCCCUGGAUUGCCUGGUACAGGUAUGAGAACAUCAGAUAAAGAGGAUCCAGAGGAAUAUUUACCUCAACCGCUCCACUACAAACACAUGCAGGUGGAAAAGGAUUAUGGAGCUUUGCUGUCCACAUAUAGCAGCUUUAAAUCCCUUCCUGAUGCCCUGGGACAGGAGCAGGAUGAGUGGCCUCAGCAGAAUCCACCAAUUGCCAGACCACAUGAUCACGAAAACAACAGCACUGGACAGGGGCAAUUUCAAGCUUCCAGAUCACAGGACCAUGCCAGACCACAUGAUCACCAAGAUAGCAGCACUGCACAGGGGCAUUUUGAAGCCUCCAGAUUACAGGACAAUGCACAAGCUAGAAGACCACUUGGGAUGAUGACUCCUGUUAGUAGUCAUAAUGAGCAUGCACAGGCUGUCAAUUCACAAGACCACCAAUUACAAACUAAGGCAAAGCGCCAAUCUCCAAGGACCAGUCAGCAGUAUUAUCCAAAGUCCAUUGCUUCUCAAAACUUUCCACCCGAUCGUCUAUCACUGAGCUCCUCAUUGCCCCGGCUGAAGGAACAGUCUCCUCGGACCCCCACCAUCGAGUUUUCUGCCAGUGAGGAAAGCAUCCAGGGAUCCCCGUCUCAUAAAAGCACCAAGAAUGUCGGUCCUUUGAGCCACAACGAGUCACCAAUUACUCUUAAAGAAAGCAUUGCACAGAGGAGGAUUUUGUCCCCAGAAACAGAUAGUGGUUUCCUUGGUUCAGAGAGUGGACGGUGCUUUCCGCUCCACAAACAGAGACAUCAGCUGAGCCCAAAUAGAAGAGAAGACGCUGUAGCAACACAAGAUUCCUCUAAUGCUGCUGUGAAAAAUGAAAGGCGACGCUCUAAAAACAGCAGUGGUAACUUCUACAGUACCCGCAAAGUGUUACGUGACAAUAGAACGCAGAACAACCCCUGGGUUGGCCCAUCAGAAGCUAGCUCUCCCUCUUUGGGGCCGAAGAGCCUGACUGAAAGCGAGAGCCGGGAAGAAAGUCACACUGAUGAAUCGGACUCAGAACGGGAAAGAUCUAACAAUGUUAUUGGUGAUGUGUCUUCUGGAGCCUCUCUGCUUCCUUCACCUACUGACGAGCCAACCCAGCCUCUCAGGAACAUUAUGGAGUCUCGCACAGCAAGAAAUCAGGCCAUCCAUGAUUUACAGAAGGAAGUGACUCAGCUUCGUCACCACUUAGAGAACAGCCUGACCCGAUCACCAGCCCGAGGGAAGCUGUGGAAGCCAACUGCUGCUAAGAAGCAACAUGAGGCGGACGUUCCUCACUUUUCCCCUGGCUUGGAUUCAACUAUUUACAGACAUCGGGCUCCAGUAAAUGAAACAAGGACAGUUACCAUGAAAACAUCAAAGGAGGAUGAAAGUGUCCUUCCCACACACCCAGCCUGUCUGUUUUGCAUGGGAAAGAGUGGAUCUUAUAAUGCACCAAGAACUGGAAUGAGUAAUGAUGAAAACAGGCGUCAUCGAAGGAAUAAGCAUUGCCAGCACUGGUAUAUGAGUCAUCCUCCUCCAGUAGGCUAUGUUCCCAGUCCACCUGUGCCAUACAGCCCUCCUGUCAUAUACAGCACUCCACCUGGCAUCUAUGUUCCUGUUGAGUAUAAUGUUACUGACAUACGAUCUUCAUUUGCUGUGGCUCCUCCCCCUAAUUCAGACAUCGGAGACCUGUAUGAUUUAAGCUACCCUUUGAGCCAGGCACUAGAUGCAGCCCAAGAACUGAAAAUAACCAGCAAACGAAUGUGCCAAUCUCUGACCACAGACCUCAGCAUGCAGCGCAGUCUUCGAGGUUCCUGUCUUUUCUAGGAAUCAGCAAAGCCCAUUAUAAUUUAAUUGCACAAAACCAAAUAAUGGCUGUGAAUGAAUAUUGUAGCUGUAUUUAUUUCCUAAUAUUGUACAUUUGUUUGCACUCAUUGUUCUCCAGAUAAACCAAACAUGCAGUACAUUAUCUGUGACAUCCCGUAGAAGACAUGCCCACUCCCACAGGCCAGUUUUCAUUGGC
Molecule: messenger RNA, 4119 nt
Organism: Nanorana parkeri
Lineage: Eukaryota; Metazoa; Chordata; Amphibia; Anura; Dicroglossidae
Gene: AKNA
Product: AT-hook transcription factor
Exons: 20
Coding region: 111-3923 (1270 amino acids)
Biological process (GO): epithelial to mesenchymal transition; neuroblast delamination; neuroblast division in subventricular zone
Cellular component (GO): centrosome
Source: RefSeq, a predicted model, not a curated record